AUGGGCCAAGGGCAGAGCUCCAUCCCGACAACAGAGGUGGCGGCGCUCGUGGAGCUCUACGACGCGCUGAAUGGCGACCGCUGGCGCCGCCGCGACGGCUGGAAGCAGCCCACGCGCGACCCCGAGCAAUGGUUCGGCGUCGAAGUGGUCAUGGGCCACGUCGUGGCGCUAGAACUGCCAGCUAACCAACUGAGCGGGUGUCUACCAGCGGCCAGCCUUACGCGGCUGCCACAACUCCGCGUGCUCGAUCUGUCUAAGAACCAGCUGCGCGGCGAGAUCCCGGCUGAGCUAGGAACCCUCUCGAGCCUCAAGCGCGUGGAUCUGAGCUGUAAUGACCUCACGGGCGCAAUUCCGCGUCAGAUCGGCGAGUGCGGCCAGCUACAGGAGCUCAAUCUGUACCAGAACUCACUGUCCGGUUCCAUGCCCAAGGAAUUGGGCAAGCUUCAGAGUCUGAAGACACUGCAACUACAGCACAACAACCUGUGCGGGGCUUUACCCGAGGCUCUGUGUGAACUCUCGCAGCUCACCAAGUUCAGCGUGCGGGGCAACUGCCUCACGGGACGCAUUCCGGCGGACAUCGGCCGCUUGCAAUCACUCGUGUUCCUCUCACUACGCAAUAACGAGCUGACGGAUGUCAUCCCGCCGUCGAUUGGCUGCUGCAAGGCGCUUGAGUUCCUCAAUCUGUCCAGUAACCAGCUCAGCGGUCCCAUUCCCGAGACGCUGGGCGACCUGGAAGACCUCGAGUAUCUCUACUUGUUCGAUAACGCACUUGAAGGCCGCGUGCCGGGCAGCAUCGCGCGACUUAAGUUCCUUAAAGAGUCCGACUUCCGCGACAACCGUCUGCGUGGUGAGCUACCCAACUUCCUGGACGGGUGCUCUAGUCUUGAAGCCGUCAUGACCAAGUGGAAAAACCGUAAAGCCAGCUACCGCCACGCCGUCCUAGGAGACCCUAUGCCCACUCCCGAUACGCCGCCUACAUCGUCGCACCAGUUCUUACAAACACUUGAAGAUCCACCCUCCAAUUCGUCCGCCACCUUCUUGAGCCGAAGCUUCGACCACAAAGGCAGCAGCGGUGAGCCGCCCGACGGAACCCCAGAGGACGACCCUGCUAACAACUCCCAUCUCGUCGCCGAAUUCUCGCGGAAGCGCGUCUUUCACCUCUCUGCAGUGCAGACUAAAUGA
This is a messenger RNA of Phytophthora nicotianae INRA-310, 1182 nucleotides long. RefSeq lists its product as hypothetical. Bases 1 to 1182 code for a protein of 393 amino acids. Gene Ontology annotation, molecular function: protein binding. The transcript has a single exon. NCBI's taxonomy places the organism in Eukaryota, Oomycota, Peronosporomycetes, Peronosporales, Peronosporaceae. The record is from RefSeq and is a predicted model, not a curated record.